AGGCAAAAUGAACGAACAGCAGACGAGGAGGAUUCAAAAACUGAUGAAAAUCAAUCUAAAAUGCGAAACACCGCCAGAACUCGUCGCUCGACUCGCAAAUGACUCAAUUGUGCUGGAUAGCCGUAUCACUGGAAAGUCUGAUAAGGAAGUAAUUGAUAUUAUGAUUUCCAAAGAGGAACACGAUGUGAAAUCGAUUGGAUUAAUGUAUCACAUUCUUACAAGCGGCGAGAACCCGGAUUUAUUUGGCAAAAUGAUCAGAUACGUGACAGGAGGCGGCGCUGAGUAUUGGCAUCACGUGCUUUGCAAUAUGAAUAUGAUUUUAUUCGAAGUCUGGCCAUUCCUGCAUCUUCUGUGCAAAGAGCAAUUGCUCCGAUUGAUUCGAGAAGCCGUUCGCCAAAAUGUGAAACAAGUGGAAAAUGUGCUAAUGAACGCGUUUCGAAUGUCGAUUGGGUCCAGUGAUUUUGCGACGAAGCAGCGCAUUUUUAUGAAGCUAAACUCGAUGAUUCGCGAGAACGAGGCAUGGUUCAAGUCACAAAAAGCGUGUGCCGCACUUGUUGCCAAUAUUCUAACAUGCACGACAUCAGUAAUAAUCUCAAGCCCAGCACCAAUAUCAUCACAGGAUACAUUCCGUGAAUCUCAACUAGAUCUCGUUCAAUGGGUGAUUAAAAGCCGAAAAAUCGAUUGUUUGACACUGGGAAGAGACUUUAUUCUGAUAUUGAUUAGACUUGGCAAAAUGCCACAAAUCGAGGAGAUUUGGAAGGAUAUUGUGGCGAAUCCGGCGAGUUUUGGUGUGUCGAAUUUGGAAGAGUACAUGACGAAACAGAAUGUUCUACAACACGUUCGAAUCUCUAUAGAAUUGGAGAGAAAAGUGCAAUUUAUGGUUGUAAAUGGUGGAAAAAACCUGCUCACCUACUUCACAUGGUUGAAUAAUAAGUUCUUUCGGGCGAAUGAUGGACCGGCUCUGCGAGCUGAAUGUGUUCGAUAUGUUCUAUCGAUGAAUUUGGAUCCGGCUAAAGCGUUGCCAAAUGCACAGGAGAAUCGCGUUCAGUUGUUGCAUUUAUUGAUUUCUACUGUGCCGUCGGGACCCGAACUACAAUGGCUCAAACUGUGCCUAUUCGCCGACUGGUUCGGAUGUGAUGAUAAGAAUUCGGCGAAUUUGAUGUGUGUCGAAAAUUCGUUUUCAGUUGUCAGAUACGCUCUAUUCCUAACACCAACAGGCCCUCAACAAAACAGUAUUGUCCAAGGAUCACAUUGCUCACAAUUUGCGAAUUCUUUACUCGAAUUUCUGUGCAAAAGUGUUGAUGUACUGCUGCCGCCUGCCUACGCCGAGCCUAUCCGUCGAAAUGUGAAUAGUGCGAUGAGAUUUAUCAAGGAUCGACUUCAACACAAUUUACCGCAGAUUUUGGAGAAUAGUAAAAUCGAUCGAAAAGUGUCGGAGCUAUUACGGAAUGUGUUCCCGGAUUUUGUACGGAACCCAAUCGGUAACUCCUCAAUCAUUCGUCCCAAGAAAAAGUCCACCGAUGAGGAAAAAGCCAUAAAAAGUUCGUCUGAGCCGGCACUUUCAGAGCAAAAAUCCACCGAAAAACCGAGUUUUUCAACGGAAAAACUAUCGUCGGAUUCGGCGACGACUAAAAUCGAGAAGGAAAAGCUGAAAAAAGCGAUAGAAGAGCAGGAAGAGCAGGAGCUCAAUGUGCUCAUUAAACAGUUACAGGGGGAAAUUGGAACGAAAAUUGCAAAGUUGAAAGAUCAAUGGAAGGAAUUUGAUGAUGAUGCUGAUAAAUGUGAAGCUGUAGAGGGGCUUUUGGUUUCUUUAUUGACUACGGGCGACGUAUUCGACGAAUCUCAACAAGAAUUAGCUGCACAAUGUCUUCUCGGAAUAAUGGGCUCAGUGGUAGCUGAUGAGCAAUCACUAUUACCGCCAAAUGAAAAAGAUCUCUCUGAGGCAUUCACACAUCCGAUAUACUCGUUUCUCAAAGUGCUAUGCUCUCCACCUGACAACGAUGAAGCUUCAAGUGACGUGAUGGCUGCAAUGAUGGCUGCAAUGCGAGAAAAAGAUUCCUCGCUGACCUACGUCUUUCUAUAUUUCAUUAAAGGCACAGCAGGCGGCCGACCGACCGAAUGUAUAGAAUGUUAUAAGAAUAUUGCAAAAAUGAGUGGGCGAAGUGUUGAUGAGAUGCUUGCAUCAGAUCUUCAACUAUGUGCAGUUAAUGAUAAUCGACUAUUCGCCUAUCUUGUUCCGUUCGUAUUCUCACAGUUUGAAGAGGAAGUCAUGUCGACGCCGGCACUUUUGGCGACACUUUGCGCGAAUCUUGAUGCGAUUCAACUUAGAUCGUUUGUCAGCGAAAUUAUUCGAGAAGAAAUCAAGAUAUUCCGUAAAGAAUCAUUCCCAAAAAUGGUGAUGGAUUCGGUUGAUUGGGCGACAACUCCACAAUGGGUAUUCUGGCAUUUGGUACAUGCUGACGGAGUUCCUAUAGAAUGGUUUUUGAGUACAAUUCCGAAAUUUGAUGCCGUCGGUCAUGACGAGGCGAUAGCGAAUAUUUUGUUGAUGAUGAAGAGAAUGGACCGUGAACCAUGGGCUGGACUGAUUCGAGCACUGUUCAAUCGUGUUCCGAAUAAAGAUGACACAUUCACAAUUGACGCAAUGAAAGUACUUAUUGAGGAUUCGGAACAAUGUCAAAAAGUCGCUGAAAUAGUUGCACAGUUGAUCAAGAAAUUGUUAGGGAACAAUGAUAUCAUCGGCCUUGGAGUCCGAGUGCACAAGAAGGGAAAUCCGAUGAAAUUGACACUGCAACAAGUACUCGAACACCUUCAACACUUUAGUUCGACGUGUGUGGAGAAGAAGCAACGAAUGACUGAAACAUUUAUGUCAAGGAGUCAUUUACAGGAAGCUUUUGCUUCUAUUAAAGUAAACGACAAAGCAGUUGUGCUUGUGAAAAAGUACGGAAAUCUAUUCGGAGCCAUGGACAUUAUUGCUCAGGACACGAAAGAGCAUUCGUCAUCGAGAACUCUUCGAGGAAACAGGCAAGGAACAAGUGCCGAGAGACAACAAAUGCAGCAGAUGCAUCAUCAGAAACGGAAGCCAAAUGAGGAUGACGAGCAGAAUAGCAAGAAGCGGAAGAUGCACAACAACAUUAUCGAGCUCAGCGACGACUCGGAUUCCGAUUAGAUUUUUGAAUCUCUAUUUUUUAUUCGUUUUUCAAUUUUGUACAGAACUUCCUCUUCACUUUUUUUCUCCAAAAAAGAGUGUAAAAAGUAGCAGAAUAACAAUGAGACCCCCACUCCGUUUACGUCAUCUCUCCUUCUUCCCCCAUCUCCCCUCUCCACGCCUUCUCCACGUCUCCCCGCCGCCGUCUAUAGCGCCCGUGUGUUUCUUUCUCCAUUGCCCCCCGUCUACCCCCACACUUUUGUAUCACUAAUUCUCUCGUCUUUCCAUGUUCUCCCAGUUUUUUACUCGUUUUCUCUCUCCGUCUCUCUAACUCUCUCUCGUUUUGAAUUCCAGUAUUAUCUCGGCUCUUUAGGCUUCGCAAUUUUUUUUUAUCACUUUUCUUAUUUAUUUUUUUUUUUUAAUUUAUUUAAUUUUCAUAUUUUAUUUAUUUAUCACAUUGUUUCUUCCUAUACAUCUCAAUACACAUAACUGGUUGCCGUCUUU
This is a messenger RNA of Caenorhabditis elegans, 3649 nucleotides long. It is a transcript of the gene ints-3, whose product is annotated as SOSS complex subunit A homolog. The record is from RefSeq and is marked reviewed. Gene Ontology annotation, cellular component: nucleus; cytoplasm. The coding region runs from base 8 to 3166 and encodes 1052 amino acids. The transcript has 17 exons. NCBI's taxonomy places the organism in Eukaryota, Metazoa, Nematoda, Chromadorea, Rhabditida, Rhabditidae.